This is a messenger RNA of Carlito syrichta (Philippine tarsier), 1172 nucleotides long. RefSeq names its product GDP-D-glucose phosphorylase 1 (gene GDPGP1). The coding region runs from base 1 to 1158 and encodes 385 amino acids. NCBI's taxonomy places the organism in Eukaryota, Metazoa, Chordata, Mammalia, Primates, Tarsiidae. Gene Ontology annotation, molecular function: GDP-D-glucose phosphorylase activity. Gene Ontology annotation, cellular component: cytoplasm. The record is from RefSeq and is a predicted model, not a curated record. Gene Ontology annotation, biological process: glucose metabolic process. The transcript has a single exon.
AUGGCUAUUCCCCAUGAUUCUACUGAAACUUCCUAUCUGCUGCCUCCAAACAACGAGGACUGGGAAGGGCAAGGCAUUCCUGACUUUGUCUAUGGACAGAAGGAUCUCGUGGUAGAACGGAUUCAGUGGCCAAGGAACGUGCCCGGCACCCUGGAUGCUGCACGGUGGUCUCGCUUCGACUCCGCCCUCUGCACUGCCUGGAGGCAGCGGGCAGAGCUGGGGCUGUUUCGCUACCGCCUGGGGGAGCUGCAGACCCAAACCCUCCCUGGCACCGUGGGUUUUGUGGCUCAGCUGAACAUGGAGCGCGGUGUGCAGAGGAGGCGCCCCCAGAGCAUCCACAGCGUGAAGCAGGCAUUUGACCCCGAACAGUUUAACUUCAACAAGAUCCGUCCGGGAGAAGUCCUCUUCCGGUUGCGCCGGGAGCCGGACCUCCCCCGUCCUCUUCAGCAAGAGGACAUCCUGGUAGUGAUCAACGUCAGUCCCCUGGAGUGGGGCCACGUGCUGCUGGUGCCAGAGCCUGCCCGUGGGCUCCCCCAGCGCCUGCUGCCAGGCGCGCUGCAGGCCGGGGUGGAGGCUGUGCUGCUGAGCUUCCACCCAGGCUUCCGUGUGGGCUUCAACAGCCUGGGAGGCUUGGCCUCCGUGAACCACCUGCACCUGCACGGCUACUACCUGGCCCACAGACUGCCCGUGGAGGGGGCGCCCAGCGAGCCCCUGGACCCCGGAGGCCAUCUGCAUCUGCUCCAGGGCCUGCCCGCUCCUGGCUUCCUCUUUUACACUCAGGAACCAGGGCCUGACCUGGAGGCCUUGAUAAGCAGGGUAUGUCGGGCCACUGACUAUCUGACUGACCAUGAGAUUGCACAUAAUUUGUUUGUGACCCGGGGAGCUCCGCCCGGAAAGACAGCAGCUGACUCAGCCCUCACAGGGGUCCGAGUAAUUCUGUGGGCUCGGAAGUCCAGCUUUGGGAUAAAGGAGGGUGAGGCUUUCAAUGUUGCCCUCUGUGAGCUGGCCGGGCACCUCCCUGUCAAAACCUCUCAGGACUUCAGCAGCCUGACAGAGACGGCUGCUGUGGCCCUCAUUCAGGACUGUCUCCUGCCCCCAGCACAGGCAGAAGAGGUACAGGCAGCACUGGUGGUCCUGAUGUCCCAGGAAGAGCAGUAAUCCUUCUGGGUGUA